Chlamydomonas reinhardtii is the source of this 3846-nucleotide messenger RNA. RefSeq lists its product as uncharacterized. Gene Ontology annotation, molecular function: FAD binding; protein binding; zeaxanthin epoxidase activity. Gene Ontology annotation, biological process: abscisic acid biosynthetic process. Bases 421 to 2712 code for a protein of 763 amino acids. The record is from RefSeq and is a predicted model, not a curated record. Lineage: Eukaryota; Viridiplantae; Chlorophyta; Chlorophyceae; Chlamydomonadales; Chlamydomonadaceae. Gene Ontology annotation, cellular component: chloroplast; membrane. The transcript is spliced from 10 exons.
GCGACGCACGGCUGGGCCAAAUUCGCCAACGGCAGGAGACCAAAUCGAUCGAGGCGAUCUUGCGAAGUUCUCGGACAAAUCGAUCGCACCCAUAGUGAUUUAAGCAUUACAUUUGCCCAAGGCGUGAGAAGUGCGAGGCCCGAACGGCUAUGACGCCAAUGCGCAGCUUACGACAUUUAAAGCAAAUUAUUCAUACAUCAUACAGCACGCUUAUGUGAAGAAAGCCAGGAUUUUAGGCUCUCGCCCCGAUCAAGACGAUCUCCCCAUUGCGAAGUUCUCGGUUUCUUUCCGGUUCGCCUGCUCCGUAUGAUUUACCUUUGCGCUACAACAGCGACUUAAACGACCUACGUCGCCUUACUGUGUGCGCGUACGUGUUUGUAGCUGUGAGAUAGUUUUGUCCGCAGCGUACCCGCAAAUAGAAUGCUCGCGAGCACUUACACGCCCUGUGGCGUUCGCCAGGUGGCAGGCCGCACGGUUGCAGUGCCCAGCAGCUUGGUCGCGCCAGUGGCAGUCGCUCGGUCGCUGGGGUUGGCGCCCUACGUCCCUGUAUGUGAGCCUUCUGCGGCGCUUCCGGCCUGCCAGCAGCCUAGCGGGCGUCGUCAUGUUCAGACUGCUGCCACUCUCCGUGCCGACAACCCCAGCUCGGUCGCGCAGCUGGUGCAUCAGAAUGGAAAGGGGAUGAAGGUUAUUAUCGCCGGCGCGGGCAUCGGCGGCCUGGUGCUAGCCGUUGCACUUCUGAAGCAGGGCUUCCAGGUUCAGGUCUUUGAGCGCGACCUGACGGCCAUCCGCGGCGAGGGCAAGUACCGUGGACCCAUCCAGGUUCAAAGCAAUGCGCUCGCUGCGCUGGAGGCUAUCGAUCCCGAGGUGGCCGCGGAGGUGCUGCGCGAGGGCUGCAUCACUGGCGACCGUAUCAACGGGCUCUGCGACGGCCUGACUGGCGAGUGGUACGUCAAGUUCGACACGUUCCACCCGGCGGUCAGCAAGGGCCUGCCGGUGACCCGCGUCAUCAGCCGCCUCACGCUGCAGCAGAUCCUGGCCAAAGCCGUGGAGCGCUACGGCGGCCCCGGCACCAUCCAGAACGGCUGCAACGUGACCGAGUUCACGGAGCGCCGCAACGACACCACCGGCAACAACGAGGUGACUGUGCAGCUGGAGGACGGGCGCACGUUUGCGGCCGACGUGCUGGUGGGCGCCGACGGCAUCUGGUCCAAGAUCCGUAAGCAGCUCAUUGGCGAGACCAAGGCCAACUACAGCGGGUACACCUGCUACACCGGCAUCUCGGACUUUACGCCGGCGGACAUUGACAUUGUGGGCUACCGCGUGUUCCUGGGCAACGGCCAGUACUUUGUCAGCAGCGACGUGGGCAACGGCAAGAUGCAGUGGUACGGCUUCCACAAGGAGCCGUCUGGCGGCACCGACCCCGAGGGCAGCCGCAAGGCGCGCCUGCUGCAGAUCUUUGGCCACUGGAACGACAACGUGGUGGACCUGAUCAAGGCCACGCCCGAGGAGGACGUGCUGCGCCGCGACAUCUUUGACAGGCCGCCCAUCUUCACCUGGAGCAAGGGCCGCGUGGCCCUGCUGGGCGACAGCGCGCACGCCAUGCAGCCCAACCUGGGCCAGGGCGGCUGCAUGGCCAUUGAGGACGCCUACGAGCUGGCCAUCGACCUCAGCCGCGCCGUGUCCGACAAGGCCGGAAACGCGGCGGCGGUGGACGUGGAGGGCGUGCUGCGCAGCUACCAGGACAGCCGCAUUUUGCGCGUCAGCGCCAUUCACGGCAUGGCGGGCAUGGCUGCCUUCAUGGCCAGCACCUACAAGUGCUACCUGGGCGAGGGCUGGAGCAAGUGGGUUGAGGGGCUGCGCAUCCCGCACCCCGGCCGCGUGGUGGGGCGGCUGGUGAUGCUGCUCACCAUGCCCAGCGUGCUGGAGUGGGUGCUGGGCGGCAACACCGACCACGUGGCGCCGCACCGCACCAGCUACUGCUCGCUGGGCGACAAGCCCAAGGCUUUCCCCGAGAGCCGCUUCCCCGAGUUCAUGAACAACGACGCCUCCAUCAUCCGCUCCUCCCACGCCGACUGGCUGCUGGUGGCGGAGCGCGACGCCGCCACGGCCGCCGCCGCCAACGUGAACGCCGCCACCGGCAGCAGCGCCGCCGCGGCCGCCGCCGCCGACGUGAACAGCAGCUGCCAGUGCAAGGGCAUCUACAUGGCGGACUCGGCGGCCCUGGUGGGCCGCUGCGGCGCCACCUCGCGCCCCGCGCUGGCCGUGGACGACGUGCACGUCGCCGAGAGUCACGCGCAGGUCUGGCGCGGCCUCGCCGGCCUCCCCCCCUCCUCGUCGUCCGCCUCCACCGCCGCCGCCUCUGCGUCCGCCGCCUCCUCUGCCGCCAGCGGCACCGCCAGCACCCUGGGCAGCUCGGAGGGCUACUGGCUCCGCGACCUGGGCAGCGGCCGCGGCACCUGGGUCAACGGCAAGCGCCUGCCCGACGGCGCCACGGUGCAGCUGUGGCCCGGCGACGCGGUGGAGUUCGGCCGGCACCCCAGCCACGAGGUGUUCAAGGUGAAGAUGCAGCACGUGACGCUGCGCAGCGACGAGCUCAGCGGCCAGGCCUACACCACGCUCAUGGUGGGCAAGAUCCGGAACAACGACUACGUCAUGCCCGAGUCGCGGCCGGACGGCGGCAGCCAGCAGCCGGGCCGCCUGGUGACGGCUUAAGCGGCGCCGUGCGUAAGGGCCGGCUUACGGGGGCGGCAGUGUCGCUGUGGAGGGAUGGUCUGGGGUGGGAGGAAUGGGAGGAGAGCGGCGGGAGCCCGAGGAGCGGAGCGCUGGAGGCUUGCGGAGCGGCAGCUUGGGAAGAGCUGCGGAGAGAGGAAGGAGCGCAGGGCGCUUGGAGCACGCGCCAGAUUACGAUCACGGCAGCGCGAGGCGCGCGUCUGACUUCGAAGUGGUAAGGAAGAUUUCAUGUAUGAUUGCGUCGAGGGACACCGCAAGUUUUACGCGCGGCGGAGGGAGCCUUGGGGCAUACAACAGUACGAGCGGGCGUUGGUGAGAAGGUGGUCACUCCGUAUGAGAAGAUGGUUACUCCGUACCUUCGUGAGAAGCUGCUGCGCACAAGUUACGAACCUAUCUGUGUGGAGAGCCCGGUAGUAUAUCAGGGGCGAGGGUCAUGAACGCGAGUGGCGAGUCUGUGAGCGCCAAUUUGUUAUGCGGCAUAAUUUCGCAUCGGGGUAUUACGUCUACAAAAUGUUGAGCUGGCUUAGCGCAGGAGGCAACACCUCAGGCAGAAUGUACGAAUGUGUGCAGAAGGGCAGAGUCAAGGCAGAGGCGGAGAAGUUGUCAGGGCUGUGUGUGGUUUGGUCAGGGCGUGGCUAGAUGGAUAUGAGACCCGCCGCCGUCUCCAGAUUGUGGCGGAGGUGGAACUCUCGGCCCCCGCGCCAGUCCCCGCGGCCAGCGCAUCCCGCCAUGCGGGUUGUUGGCUGGUGCAUCGCGCGGGGUGUGCUAUGAGUGUGGAAACACUAUGUCGCGUGUCGUGCUGAGGUCUGUUGAGAGGUUUCGUCGUUUGUGCAUGUCCUGUCCCGGUUGGAGUUUGAGCGAGGUGGUUCAAAGUUUUUGGAUCGCGUGGGAGAGACUGAAACGGUUUGGUGAGAAUGGUUGAGACAGAGGUUGGGCUUGGAAACUGGAGGAGAGGAGCAGCGUAACUCGAGGACGAUGCAGUAGAUGCACCACAACAGUUGUGGUGGGCGCCUGGAGUAACACGCGUGCCACCAACACGCAAUUACAGAGAUCCGUCAUACAGGAGGGAUCAUAUGCGAUUUAAUUUUGGUUUUGCAUUUGUAAGACGUUUUCACA